CGAUUCCAACUCCGGCGCAACUCGUUGGGCUUUGGACUGUAAACAGACGGCGAUGGCUGCUGAGAGGGGCGGAGGCGACAACAACAUCCACGACGACAUGGGCAACCAGCUGCAGCUCGUACCUGAAAAUGAGGAAGAGGAGGAAGAUGAUAUGGAAACUGAGGAUCGUGAUAGUGAGGAUGCAGAAAAACCGAGCAUUAUCAACUUUGACCCCAGCCUGCCAACUUCACAUGCUUACCUGGGUUCAGACAUGGAGGAGUUCCAUGGCCGUACUCUUCACGAUGAAGACAGUGUGCAGAAUCUGCCUGUUCUCCCUCAUGCUGCUCUCAUACUUAUACCGGGCCAGACGCUCCCGCUGCAGCUGUUCAGACCGCAAGAGGUCAGCAUGUUCCGCAACCUGGUCAGCCACGACCGCACAUUCGCCGUUCUUGCACACAGUCCUGAUGCGAGUGGAGGAGAGCUGAAGGCAGAGUUUGGGACAACAGCAGAGAUCUACGCCUUUCGUGAAGAGCAGGAGUACGGCAUUGAAACGGUGAAAAUCAAAGCUAUUGGACGGCAGCGCUUCAGAGUGCAUGACAUUCGCACACAAGCAGAUGGAAUUCGUCAGGCAAAAGUACAGAUUUUGCCUGAGAGGAUUUUACUCGACCCUCUGAGUGCACUUCAGCUCUUGUCCCGUGUACACACACAUGCUUCACCUACCAAGCACACACAACCACAAAGCCAAGUGCAGCGCUGCCAGAACUACAGACGGAGAAAGUUGUAUCCUGCUAGUAUGACACCAUGGCCUCCCUGGGUUUAUGCUCUCUAUGACUCUGAGACUCUAAUGAGUAGAGUAAAGAGACAGCUUCAUGAAUGGGAUGAGAACCUCAAAGAUGAAUCUCUGCCUACAAACGCUAUAGAUUUUUCAUACAGGGUGGCUGCAUGUUUGCCAAUAGAUGAUGCUCUUAGACUGCAGCUGCUUAGGAUUGGCAGUGCCAUACAGAGACUGCGCUGUGAGCUGGACAUCAUGGACAGGUGCACAUCUCUGUGCUGCAAACAGUGCCAGGACACAGAGAUCACAACCAAGAAUGAAAUCUUCAGUCUGUCUCUGUAUGGGCCAAUGGCGGCUUAUGUGAAUCCACAUGGUUAUGUUCAUGAGACACUGACUGUCUACAAGGCUAGCAACCUCAAUUUGAUUGGACGACCUUCUACUCUGCAUAGCUGGUUUCCAGGGUAUGCAUGGACGAUUGCUCAGUGUCGGACGUGUGGUUCUCACAUGGGCUGGAAGUUCUCUGCGGUGAAGAAGGAUCUGAGUCCCCCGCGCUUCUGGGGUCUGACUCGUUCUGCUCUCUUACCCACAAUCCCCCAGGGCGAGGAGGGUGUGGAGGGCUCGCGCCUGCUCUGCCUGUGACCUCAGCAUGACCUGCACCUUUUCAGCUCGCAGCACAUAAAACAUCUAUCACUUCAGUCCUCCACCCCAAAACAUCACUCUCCAAAUCAGAAAGAAAGAAACAUGUUGAGAGACAGAGAGAAAUAGCUUCGACUAGGGCAAAAAGGGGACAGAGAGACAAAAAUGUGUAUGAGGAGUAAAGGAGAGGAGAAAAACAGACUGCUUUGUAAAUUAGUUUCCCUUGCAGAAUCAAACAAGAUGGACUCCAUGAGGCACUUCUCAGUUUAAAUCUAUUGCUUUUACAAUCUGAACAUGUUCCUCUCAUUGUUUUUGCUGUUGUAACAGAUGCUGCUGCGCUCUGUCUAGCAGACUGGAGCGUAGUAUGGAUGAUGACAUACACUUCGCUCACAAUAACUUUGUUAACUUGGCAAUGCCUCAUGUUUGUGUAUGCAUAUGAUGAAAGGGUCAUCACAUUGUGUUUCUUAGUAUUAUGUUAAUAUAAACAGGCCUUCUGUGAGGAGGAAGGACUAUUUGACUAUUAUUGUCCAAAGAAAGAUGACUUCGGUAAGAUUAAUAAACAGCGAGGGGACACCGUGCAACAUGCUCCUGGACGCCACAGUAACUACUGAUGGGGAUGGACAUCUGGUGACUUAGAAAGUAACAGAGUUACUCUUACUUAUCAUUGUAAAGUCAUAUCAGGGGCAAAAUCCUGCUUACUGUAUUUUUGUAUUUAUAUGUUGCCCCCUUUUCCCUAUCUCUUGUCAAUGACAAUGUUUUUGGAUGUAUGUGUGUUGAAGCACUGAAAGGAUUUUGUUAGCAGGCUUAUUAUUAGAGAGGUCUGCAUGUAGACUGCAGCAUUUUUUGGGGAAACUUCUAUUAUAAUGCAGAAUUUCAUUACAUGCAGUACACAGAUAGACUUCACAUACAAACAUCCUGCGCGUACUGCAGCAGUCUCAUAUCCAUAAUGAUAAACCUAGAUACACAAAAUGCACUCAACAGGCCACUCACUUACAUAUCUGUAUCAUAAUGUUCAAAUGAUUCAUUAUUCAAGGGAUUCAGGAUUCAAAAGGAUGUUCAGUUCUACUAACUGCGCUAAUAAAAUCAUUUUUGGAAUGUC
Colossoma macropomum (tambaqui) is the source of this 2486-nucleotide messenger RNA. It is a transcript of the gene crbn, whose product is annotated as cereblon. Gene Ontology annotation, cellular component: Cul4A-RING E3 ubiquitin ligase complex. Gene Ontology annotation, biological process: protein ubiquitination. Lineage: Eukaryota; Metazoa; Chordata; Actinopteri; Characiformes; Serrasalmidae. The transcript has 11 exons. The record is from RefSeq and is a predicted model, not a curated record. Bases 53 to 1390 code for a protein of 445 amino acids.